Apaloderma vittatum (bar-tailed trogon) is the source of this 337-nucleotide messenger RNA. It is a transcript of the gene LSM7, whose product is annotated as LSM7 homolog, U6 small nuclear RNA associated (S. cerevisiae). The annotation marks the transcript as partial. Lineage: Eukaryota; Metazoa; Chordata; Aves; Trogoniformes; Trogonidae. Gene Ontology annotation, cellular component: spliceosomal tri-snRNP complex; U2-type prespliceosome; U6 snRNP. The record is from RefSeq and is a predicted model, not a curated record. Gene Ontology annotation, molecular function: RNA binding. The transcript has 2 exons. Gene Ontology annotation, biological process: mRNA splicing, via spliceosome; nuclear-transcribed mRNA catabolic process.
CAAGUGGCGUCUUGAAAGGAUUCGACCCUCUUCUGAACCUUGUGCUCGAUGGUACCAUUGAGUAUAUGCGAGAUCCAGAUGAUCAGUACAAAUUGACGGAAGACACGCGUCAGCUGGGACUUGUGGUCUGCAGAGGGACUUCUGUGGUUCUUAUUUGCCCACAGGAUGGAAUGGAAGCCAUUCCAAAUCCUUUCAUUCAGCAGCAGGAUGGUUAAUGCUUGCUUUGGAUCGUCUCUGAGGACUUCAAGGGUGCAGAUCAUCGGAGAAAACUGUCAGUGUGUGAGAAGCUUCCUGGUUUGGGGGAGGAGUCUGAAUGUGUAUUUGUUAGUGUGAAAGA